AAUGACUUGAGAUAUUUUGAGAUGUGGUAGCAUCCCAUUCCUGACAUAAUUUGCCCAACAUGGGUGCGUUGUUUGGGAAAGACACAGGGCCGAACACGGCAGGCACCCUUGUCCCUGACACCAACAGCCCUUUGUUUGGUUGGGGAGGUGCUGGUUCUGACAAUGGUUUGUUUGGCCCUGGAGUGCCUGCUGCGAUAGCUGCUGUGCUGGGGGCAAAGCUCUCACCACAGCAGCAGAUGGAGACUCUUGACCAAGCCACAGGGGAGCUGCCGGCAGGGUCUUGUGGAAAUUUCACUCAAGGCUACCUGAAGAACAUCGCAGGGGACAAAGACAGACACUGCUACUGGGGGAAUCCGGAUCUAACGCCUGGAGAUUUCCCUGCUCCUCCACAACCUCAGAGGCCUGUGGCCGGCUACGGCAGUUAUGGAGGGUAUGGUGGCUACCCCCAGCAAGCUGGAGCUGCUGGUGCAGGCUACGGUGCUUCAGGUGCCGUUGCUGGCAUGCAAGGCUCACAAUGGUCACCAGGUCAACCCCCACGGCCUCAGCAGCCUCCGCCUCCAGGCCCAAGAAGCUGGCACGGAGAGAGCGGCCAGCGAUGGAAAGCGGGCGCUCCGCCACAGAAGCGCUCUGGAGAUUACGCCUUACCAGAGACAGCCAUCACUGGGCCCCCUGAGCACAUUGAGCCGAUCAACCCUUAUCAUCCACCACCAAGUCCAAAAGAAGAAGCAAACAGUCGCAGCCGCAGUACUUGGGGGGCCGUUGGGCGGCCGUAUGGGUGCAAACUGCAGCGCACGGCUGUUUUUGUUGAAAUCCAAGAGCCCCACGGGCGUGCGUGAGUAGCAAUUGAGACAAUGUUCGAAAAAGUUGUGCAUUGUUAAGCUCCCCAAAUGAUGGACGUGCAAAGAAGAACUGCAAGUGGCUGCUUGCAAAGGCAACUUUUUUCCUAGGAUCGGAGAAAGGCGGAAAGGUGAUCAAAAGAUGAGAAUGCGUGUACUUGAAGCAUUGUGCAGGUUCCAAGUUCCUUUUUGGGACUGCCGGAAUGGCUAUUGGCGCUGCGGGCUACUUGAUUUGAAGUUGAACCAUGAAAGAAAAAUAAAUCCAAGCACAUACAUGAGUUGGCGAAAGGAAGAUGCAAUUACAAGAAGAUGAAUGUAUAGAUAAACUGGUGUGAACAACAGGUCGGCAUAUUUAUUUGAUAGUGAUCAUAAGUUAUUGAAAGUUGCGACAAAUUA
This is a messenger RNA of Durusdinium trenchii, 1232 nucleotides long. Lineage: Eukaryota; Dinophyceae; Suessiales; Symbiodiniaceae. The record is from the annotation of a GenBank genome assembly.